UAGCAAAUAUUUACCUCUCAAGAUCCCACUCACUGGGAACGACAUCAUUGUAACAUGUUUUAUUUUUCACCCAGUGGACUCUGAAAAGUAAAAGAAGCUGUCCUCUUGCCAGAAAGAAGCUCACUGCAGGAUUGCAACAUGAAAACUGCUUUUUUUCUUGUCCUAUUUGAACUGUGUGUCACCAUGUGUUUCUCAAAUGAAAAAACUGGAACCCCUGUGAGGGAGACACAGGAAAGUUUCAUACCAAGCCUCUUGCUUUCAAAUGACACCGAUGAACAAUAUCCACAUAAUACAGUGUCAGAUCCAUCCAGGGAAAAGUCCAAACCAGCAUUCUCUAUGCACAACUUCACAGAAAUGAACACCAACUUUGGAUUCAAUCUCUACAGGAAAAUAGCAAUGAAGCAUGACAACAACAUCUUUUUCUCUCCGUUGUCAUUAUCCUUUGUUUUGUCAAUCUUCUUGUUGGCUUCCAAAGGGGAAACUCACAACCAAAUAAUUCAGUCUUUGAACCUCCACCUUCUGAAUGGAAAAGAGAACCAGCUCCCAGCAUUGUGCCAACAGCUAAGAAACAACAUCACCAAGAAUCAAGAGUUCACCCUUUUGCAGAAUAGCUUCUCUUUCAUCCAGAAGGACUUCCAGAUCAAUGAGGCUUUUCAUAAUUUGUCCAAGCAAUAUUUCGAUAUGGAAUAUUUGACCGUGGAUUUCCACAACUCUACUCUUGCCACCAACAUUGUCAAUGAGCACAUCAAACAAAAGACAGGAGGGAGGAUACCAGCAUUGUUUGAUGCAUUUGAUCAGCAAGCUAAAAUCAUUCUGGUGAAUUACUUUCUCUUUAGAGGGAAAUGGAAACAACCUUUUUCUAUGAAGUUCACAGAAGUAGAAACUUUCUAUAUAGACAACUACAGGAGUGUCCAAGUGCCAAUGAUGUUCAAGACAGAGCGGGUUGCCUCUACGUUUGACAAGAACCUGCAGUGUGUUGUGCUAAAGCUUCCUUACAAAGGGAGUGUGCACAUGCUGAUUGUCAUGCCAGAAGAAGAAGCUGAUUUUAUGGACCUUGAAGACCAUUUGACAAUUGAGCUUGUGGAUUCUUGGCUGAAAAACAUGGAAACCAGGAAAAAGGACAUAUAUUUUCCAAAGUUCAAAUUAGACCAGUCUUACCAUGUGGAAGAGUUGCUUCAAGAUAUGGGCAUUAAAGAUCUUUUUUCUUACAAAGCAGACCUAGGCCACCUCUCAAAUCAGAGAUUCAUGAAAAUAUCACAGGUUCUCCAAAGAGCUGUUAUUGAAGUGGAUGAAAGAGGGACCGAAGCCGCAGCAGUCAGUGGCUCAGAAAUCCUAGCAUAUUCCUUACCUCCUACAGUCCGUGUGAAUCGGCCAUUCCUUUUCAUGAUUUAUGAAGAGAUAUUAAAUACUUUGCUGUUUAUGGGAAGAGUUAUCAACCCAACUGAGCUGUGAAUAAAAGCCAAACAUUUCCA
Molecule: messenger RNA, 1472 nt
Organism: Anolis carolinensis (green anole)
Lineage: Eukaryota; Metazoa; Chordata; Lepidosauria; Squamata; Anolidae
Gene: serpina10
Product: serpin family A member 10
Exons: 5
Coding region: 139-1452 (437 amino acids)
Biological process (GO): blood coagulation
Molecular function (GO): serine-type endopeptidase inhibitor activity
Source: RefSeq, a predicted model, not a curated record